This is a messenger RNA of Engraulis encrasicolus (European anchovy), 1157 nucleotides long. RefSeq lists its product as uncharacterized. NCBI's taxonomy places the organism in Eukaryota, Metazoa, Chordata, Actinopteri, Clupeiformes, Engraulidae. The coding region runs from base 62 to 1015 and encodes 317 amino acids. The record is from RefSeq and is a predicted model, not a curated record. The transcript is spliced from 5 exons.
AUGACAAACACAGAGCUACCCAUGAAAGAGCUGCAGCACGUUCCAUGACCUGUCCGCAGCAAUGUACCAGCGCGCGGAGAUAUGUUUGCCGCGGAAGAAAAAGGUGCAUGGCACUUUUCACUCCAAUACUUUCCGAAUAUUUGACGAGAACAUACCGGUGAGGCUCGAGCCACACAUGGUGUACUGGGAGCACAAGUAUGACACGAGAAGCCGCGCGGAGAGCGAGCUGCUCAAGACGCACAACGUUCCGCAGCCGUACAACGCCAAGUUCAUCAGCACCAACGUCAGGUUCCUGAACGCACCGGUGGUUCACAUGGAAACACACAAAACAAAGGAAGAACAGUGUAAAUGGUGGGCUGCAGCUCCUGCUUGCCGUGAGAGAUCAAAAGCCUCAUACUGUGCCAACACCACCCAGAGAGCAGACUACCAGCCCCACACCACUGGCCUUGGCCUGGCCAAUCAAAUCAAUGGCCAGAGAGGCAGACCUCACGCCACGGCCAUUAUCCCAACGCUGCAUCCAAUCAACCAGCCCAAAAGCCUGUUGGAGCACAUGUCCUUCACACACCAGUACGACUCCAGGAAGCUGCAUAACCAGCCCUACCAAGGAGGGAAACACGGGACGUUUGUCUGGACUGAAAUGCAACAGCCACUGUCAGGAGGCCAGAAGUCCUCAGGUGGUGCACCUGCCAUGCCAACCACCUCCACCUCCUCCCUGGAUCCAAAUCCCAACACACUGAUCCACCAGAACUUACAGAAAAGGAGCCCAUUGCCUUGCAUAGCAAACCCCUACAUCGCCUCCUCAUCCACACCACCCAAUUCCUGGUCUCAUCCACCAGCUGGAGGCUGGGGUCGCCGUGGGACUGGGAGGGGGGAGAGGGGAAGGGUCCCUGGGGACAGAAGGGCGGGCUCCCUCAGCCCUGGAUCCAGAUCAGGCUCGGGAGCGGCACAAGGAUGGGGACAGGGUGGGAAGGGGGCACUGGCGACUGGACGCGGGCCCCAAAAUGUGGAGUGUUAGUGGGGCUUAGGAGUAGGCUCAGUGUAUAAGAGGGGACAGACUGCGGAGAUGCUGUGCUAUUUAGUCUUUGUGGAAGAAGCUUCAAAACACUGAAUUGUUUUUGUUUUUUUGUGUGCAAUAAAUAAACUCUGGUUAAGCUGCA